Neofelis nebulosa (Clouded leopard) is the source of this 3324-nucleotide messenger RNA. RefSeq names its product solute carrier family 66 member 2 (gene SLC66A2). Gene Ontology annotation, biological process: phospholipid translocation; retrograde transport, endosome to Golgi. Lineage: Eukaryota; Metazoa; Chordata; Mammalia; Carnivora; Felidae. Gene Ontology annotation, cellular component: trans-Golgi network; endosome. The transcript is spliced from 5 exons. The coding region runs from base 541 to 1230 and encodes 229 amino acids. The record is from RefSeq and is a predicted model, not a curated record.
CCGGGCCGAGCGCGUCCCCAGGGCUGAGCGCGCCCCCGGGGCCGAGCGCCCCACCAGGGCUGAGCGCGUCCCCAGGACUGAGCGCGCCCCCAGGACUGAGCGCCCCACCGGGGCUGAGCGCGCCCCCGGGACUGAGCGCGCUCCGCCCCACCCCGGCCGCGUGUUCCCGCUGGGACGCAGCCAUCGCCCGCCCCCGGACUGAGCGUGCUUCCCAGGCCCGCGUCCACCGCCGUGCGCCCCGCGCCUCUUUCCCCCCGCGGGUGCCGGUUCGCGUGCGCAGGGCUCCCUGAGGCGCCGGUGUCUGAGGAGGGGGUCGUGCCGCCGCCGUGAGCCUCCGCGGGCUUCCGGGAGCGCCCUGGGAGCGCGACCCUCACUUUGCCUCCAGGGCCCUGCGCCGGAGUUCACCUCCUUUCCUCUCUCGCCAGGCCCCGAUGGUGGAGGACUGCACAAGGUAGCGGCGGCGAUGUGGGGGUGACCGUCAGCGCGCGUUCCAGGACCGUGAGAGCGGAGGGCCCCCGGGCCAGGUGGACGUCAGUCGGGAUGGAAGCAGAAGGCUUGGAUUGGCUUUUGGUCCCCUUGCACCAGCUGGUGUCCUGGGGGGCAGCCGGGGCCAUGGUGUUCGGAGGGGUCGUGCCCUAUAUCCCACAGUACAGGGACAUCCGGAGGACUCAGAAUGCUGAGGGCUUCUCUACCUACGUGUGUCUGGUGCUCCUGGUGGCUAACAUUUUACGGAUCCUUUUCUGGUUUGGAAGGCAUUUUGAGUCGCCGCUCCUCUGGCAAAGCAUAGUCAUGAUCUUGACCAUGUUACUGAUGUUGAAACUCUGCACCGAAGUCCGCGUGACAAAUGAGCUGAACGUAAAACGCCGUUUCUUUGCAGCUGCGGAUACCCAGGAUGAAGCAAUCAAGCCCCCGCCCCGGCGGUCAUAUCUGGACUUUGACCCUCGCCACUUCUGGCACUGGAGCAGCUUCGGGGACUACGUGCAGUGUGUUGUGGCCUUCACGGGCGUGGCGGGCUACAUCACGUACCUGUCCAUCGACUCGGCCCUGUUUGUGGAGACCCUGGGCUUCCUGGCCGUGCUGACCGAGGCCAUGCUGGGUGUCCCACAGCUCUACCGCAACUAUCGCCACCAGUCCACUGAGGGAAUGAGGUGCAUUGGCUUCCUCUCCCGUGAUAUGGCUUACAGGCCCUUCCCUACCCAGUUCUCCCUGGAUGGGUGUCUGUUCCACUGAAGCAAGACAGGAGACGACGGGUGUGCACUUUCAGAUACGAAUGUGCGGCGGGAGGCCUGUCCAGUGGCUGGGGCGUGGUGUCCCCUCCCUGGGGACCCUCGGCACCUGCGGACUCACUGAGGCUGACCACCUGAUUUGUGGCCACAGCGUGCUCAAAGUGGGCUCGUGUUGAUCCCACACCUGCUGCUUCCAAGUCCACCUGCCUGUACCUGUGUGCUUGCUUGCACCUGCACCGUCACUGUUUACUCGUUAGAUCCUGUAGGCAACUUACUGUAUCUGGCAUGUAGGGGAUACCCGGGCAGCUGAAUCCAACAUUGUCUCAAUUUUCCAAGUUCAACUUCUGUGAUGGGAAAGAACUCUCCGUGGGUCAGAGGCAGGCCAGAGCGGAGGCUGCCAGCGCCCAAGGUUGGAGGCCGUGAUCCACGGAGAGGAAGCUGAGUCCACAGACAUCGCCAGAGGCAGGAGAUUCAAGCUUCUUAAUGUGGGAAAUGACACAACAGCUUAAUUCCCCCAGUGCCACUAAGAGCAGCUUGCAGGACGCUCGGGAAAUUACAAAAACAAUUCUAGUUAUGGUAAUAUUAAGAGUGUGAAAUGCUUAGAAAUUAACUUAACCAAGGAGGGGCGCCUGGGUGGCUCAGUCGGUUGAGUGUACGACUUGGGCUCAGGUCAUGAUCUCACGGUGCGUGAGCUCGAGCCCCACGUCGGGCUCUGUGCUGACGGCUCAGAGCCUAGAGCCUGCUUCAGAUUCUGUGUCCCCCCACCUCUCUCCGUCCCACCCCUGCUUGUGCUCCGUCUCUCCCUGUCUUUCAAAAAUGAGUAAACCUAAAAAAAUUUUUUUUUCUGAAAAAAAAACUUAACCAAGGAGCUAAAAGACUUGUACAAUGAAAACUACAAAACAGUCUGCUGAAAGAAAUUCAAGGCAUAAGUAAAUGGAAAGACAUCCCAUGUUCAUGGACUGGAAGACUCAAUAUUGUUAUAAUGUCAGUACUACCCAAAGCAAUCUCAGAUUUAAUGGAAUCCCUGUCGAAAUCCCAGUGAUUUUUUUUUUUUUUUCAGAAAUAGAAAAACCAGGCCUAAAAUUCAUAUGGAAUAUUAAGGGACCCCCAAAUAGUCAAAACAAUCUCGAGCAAAACUAGAAGACUCAUACUUUCAGAUUUCAAAAAUAACUAAAAAGUACAAUAAUCAAGACAGUGUGUUAUUGGCAUAAAGACAAAUAGACCAGGGGACUAGAGAGUCCCGAAAUGACAUUUACAUAUAUGGUUAAGUGACUUUCGGAAAGGGUGCCAAGACCAUUCAGUGGAGAAAGGACAGUCUUUUCAACAAAUGGUUCUGAGAAAUGGGAUAUCCACAUGCAAAAGAAUGACAUUAGACUCUUACCUGGCACCAUAUACCAAAAUUAACUCAAAAUUGAUCAAAGGCCUGAAUGUAAGACCUAAAGCAAUGGAAUUCUUAGAAGAAAACAGGAGAAAAGCAUCAUGACAUUGGAUUUGGCAGUGAUUUCUUGGAUGUGACACCAAAGGCACAGGAAACAACAUAAAAACUACAUGUUGGGCUUUAUAAAAUCUAAAAAUUUGGGGGCACUUGGGUGGCUCAGUUGGUCGAGCGUCUGACUUUGGCUCAGGUCAUGAUCUCACAGUUCGUGAAUUUGAGUCCCACAUCGGGCUCGCUGCUGUCAGCCUGUCAAUGCAGAGCCUGCUUUGGAUCCUCUGUCCCUCUCUCUCUGCCCCUCCCCUGCUUGCGCUCUCCCCCACGUCCCCACUAUCCUGGUGGGUGUCACGUGGGAUCUUGUUGUGGUUUUGAUUUGCAUUUCCCUAAUGACUAAUGAUGUUGAACAUCCUUUCGUGUGCUUCUUGACCAUUUAUAUGUCUAUGGAGAGAUAGCUGUUCAGACCUUUUGUCUAUUUUUAAAUUUGGUUGUUUGUCUUUUUAUUACUGAGUUGUAGAUUUCUUUAUCUACACUGGAUACUGGAACUCUGUCAGGUAUAUGAUUUGCAAGUUUUUUCUCCCAUCCUGUGGAUUGUCUUCACUUUCCUGAUAUUUUCCUUUUCAGCACAAAAGAUUUUUAAAUUGAAUGAAGUCCAGCAUAUUUGUGUGU